AUGGCGCCAACAACAGGGAAUGGUGUCAUCUCGCCACUGUUCACACUAGAAGAAGACUCUGAAGCGACUGUGGUUACUCAGUCGGAACCAACCCGCGAAUUUUCCGCGCCUAUCACAACUUGUUUCUUCGAUUUGGAUGACACUCUGUAUCCCAGUAGCGCUGGUCUCGGCCCAGCGUGUGUGAAGAACAUCGAAGAUUACAUGGUUCAACGCCUGGGUUUCGCAGCAGACACCGCAGGCGAGGAGGCCAUCAGGCUGUAUAAGGAGCAUGGCACCUCCAUGGCUGGUCUCCGGGCAGAAGGUUACGCCUUCGACUUUGAUGACUGGCACGCGUUCGUCCACGGCCGACUGCCAUACCACCUGCUGAAGCCAGACCCCGCCUUGAGGCACCUCCUUGAUUCGCUUCCUCAACGCAAAUUCGUGUUCACCAACGCUGAUCGCAUGCACGCUAGCCACUGCCUGCGUCUGCUGGGCCUGGAGGGCUGCUUUGAUGCUGUGAUUUCAUUUGAAGAAGUCAUGGCACAGCAACCCUCCCAGAACUUCAACCUCCGAAACAACUUCCGCCCCUCGUGCACCUCUGACACCACUCACGGUCCUGACUUCCCUAAUGGCUCGGAUGGAUCUGACGGUUCUGACUAUCUUCUGGACUCCGACCAUGGUCUGCUGCCGUCCUCCCUGCCUCCCAUUCCCUCUGCCUCCUCCACUGCCUCCCUGCCCUCGGCUAACUUGUCGAGCGAUUGCAGUAAUGGCAGCAGUGGCAGCAGCUCUCCAGAGCGAUUGCUACCAAUCAGUAUCCAGGAUCAGCAAGAAGGACCAAGUGAGCAGCAGCAGCAGCAGCAGCAGCAGCGGGGUUUAGAGCAGCAGGAAUCAAAACAGGUGAACCUCCCCCAGGUGCUACCUUUCCGCUGCAACAGUCGCCGCUGCGUCAGUGCAGAUGCACUGGUGGAGCAUGCCUCUGCACACCCUCUUUCUGCACUCACUCAUCGUGACGCCGCCAGGCUAGCAGCAGCUUCUCCAGCAGCAGCAGCAGCAGCAGCGCCACCACAACCAACACCAGCAGCAGCAGCUGCUGCAGCAUCUGCAGUGGCGCAGUCGUGGAUGAGUCCGGCCGGACCACUCAUCUGCUGCAAGCCCCAGGCUGAGGCGUUUCACCGCGCAGUGGUUGGCAUCGCACGCGCUGACCCGCACUCAUCGAUAUUCUUUGAUGACAGCACCCGCAACAUCUCAGCGGCCAAGAGAUUUGGCAUGCAUACAGUUCUGGUAGGAACAUCACAAUCAUCAGCAGGAGCAGAUUAUGUUAUAGCAAACAUUCAUGAAAUGAAGAAGCAAAUCCCGGCGUUGUGGAAAGCGUCUGAGAGUAAUGAGACAGGCAUAGUGACGGAAGGUGUUAAAGAGUCCCCAUGCAUCUGCCAUCAAAGCAGAAACCUGGGCCUUGUGUUGGCAUAA
Molecule: messenger RNA, 1446 nt
Organism: Closterium sp. NIES-65
Lineage: Eukaryota; Viridiplantae; Streptophyta; Zygnematophyceae; Desmidiales; Closteriaceae
Source: the annotation of a GenBank genome assembly